Trichomonas vaginalis G3 is the source of this 693-nucleotide messenger RNA. RefSeq names its product glycine-rich protein family. The transcript has a single exon. Lineage: Eukaryota; Parabasalia; Trichomonadida; Trichomonadidae. The coding region runs from base 1 to 693 and encodes 230 amino acids. The record is from RefSeq and is a predicted model, not a curated record.
AUGCAAUAUUAUUCAUACGGAGGUGGAGGUCCUGGACAAUUUGGUGGUGGAGGUGCAAGUGAUAUAAGACUUCUUCCAGGUGAUUACGCUAACUUUACAUCAUUGAAAAGUCGAAUUAUCGUUGCGGCUGGUGCAGGGGGUCCAGAUACUGGAGAUUUAGGCGGUCCUGCAGGAUCCCUUGAAGGAUUUAACAGCAAUAAUAAUCAUGGAAACGGAGGAACUCAAACAUCCGGUGGGCGUGGAUAUGUCAAUGGAUCUUUUGGAAAAGGAGGAGGAAAUCCAAGCAAACUUGAUGCAUCUGGAAAUGGUGCAGGAGGUUCAGGCUAUUUUGGAGGUGGCUCAUCUAAAAAUAGCCAUGAUUAUGGCGGUGGUGGAGGAAGUAGUUUCAUCAGUGGUUAUCCAGGAUGUGUUGCGAUAACAGAAGAUUCAACAGAAAAUUCGAUCAAAUUUCGAACAGGUGAAUUCACAUCAAUUCACUAUUCAGGAUUAAAAUUUGAAAAAUCAUUGAUAAUUGAUGGAAAUCAUCAAAUGCCAUCACCAAAUGGCACUAAUGAAACAGGUCAUUUUGGAAAUGGUUUCAUCCGAAUUACUUCAUUUUCUUUAGAUGCAAAUUCAUGCGUAUUAAAUAUUUAUUCAUCAUUUCUUAAUAUGUUUCUUCUUGAGUUUUCUAUUUUCAUAUCAUCUUUUGAAUAA